Molecule: messenger RNA, 2400 nt
Organism: Aspergillus brunneoviolaceus CBS 621.78
Lineage: Eukaryota; Fungi; Ascomycota; Eurotiomycetes; Eurotiales; Aspergillaceae
Product: putative beta-glucosidase D
Exons: 4
Coding region: 1-2400 (799 amino acids)
Biological process (GO): glucan catabolic process
Molecular function (GO): beta-glucosidase activity
Source: RefSeq, a predicted model, not a curated record
AUGAGAUUCAUCUCAUUUGCCGUAACGGCAGCCUUGCUUGGCUUGACAAGCGCCACGAAUUCUUCAACAUCGGGUCUACUCAAGGCCAAUGGUGUAACGCUGGGAGACUGGGAGGCUGCAUAUGAAAAGGCAUCUGCCUUCGUUGCAGGACUGACUACUGAUCAGAAGCUGGCUUUGAUCACCGGUAGCAGUAUUAGCUCGUCCAAUGGCAACUUCACUGCCUUAGAGUUCCUUGAUGGGGAUAUGGGUCUUCAGAACUAUUUCUUUGUCUCUGCUUUCAGCUUGUCCUCCGCUCUGGCUAUGACUUGGGACCGCGACGCCAUCUAUGCUCAAGCCAAAGCAGUUGGGUCGGAGUUCUAUAACAAAGGCAUUCAGGUGGUUGCUGGUCCUACUUCUCAGCCAAUGGGUCGUACUCCUUGGGGUGGUCGUAAUGUCGAGGGAUUCGGCCCUGAUCCCUAUCUAAAUGGCCUGGCUACUGGCCUGUCUACCAAGGGUUAUGUCGACGCUGGAGUGAUCCCCGGUGGCAAACAUUUUCUUCUUUACGAGCAAGAAACCAACCGGACUUCCAGUGGCGGCGGCGGUGGUGGUGGUGGUGGCGGCGGCCCCGGUGGUGCAAGUGGAGGAGGAAUGCCUUCCGGGGGAAUGGGCUUUGGUGGUUCCAACUCUUCGUCACCUGGGCCUCAGCCUUCCGGUUCAUUCAGUCGGCGUGCUACUGUCUCCUCGAGCUCCGAUUCGGCACCCUAUUCCUCCAACGCAGACGACAAAACCUUGCACGAAACAUACCUCUGGCCAUUCUACGAUGCAGUGAAGAAUGGUCUUGGCGCCGUCAUGUGCGCAAUGACCAAAGUCAAUGGCACUUACAGCUGCGAAAACUCGGAUCUCCUGAUGAAGACGCUCAAGACAGAGCUUGGCUUUCCGGGUCUGGUCUGGCCCGACAUGAACGGGCAAAACAGCGCCGAAGGAUCAGCAUUAGGCGGCGAGGACUAUGGCUCGAGCAGCAUCUGGAGCACUUCUACAAUGAAGACUCUUCUGUCGAAUGGUACCCUCACCGAGGCCCGUUUGAACGACAUGACAAUUAGAAACCUUAUUGGGUAUUACCAUGUCAAUCUGGACAACGGCCUUCAACCUGCGAUGCAAGAUCAGGAUGCCUAUGUGGACGUACGAGGCAAUCAUUCCAAGCUAAUCCGCGAGAACGGAGCCAAGUCGAUGGCUUUGUUGAAGAAUGAAGGCACUCUUCCGUUGAAAAAGCCCCGUGUGAUGAGUAUUUUUGGAGCCCAUGCUGGCCCGGUCAUGGGAGGUCCGAAUGCUGCCAUGAACGUCGAAGGGUCUGGCCCGACCUACCAAGGCCAUUUGGCCACCGGCACAGGCUCUGGACAGGCAUCUGUUCCUUACGUGAUUACCCCUUACGUUGCCCUAACUAAUAGAGCUGCGCAAGAUGCAACUAUGAUGCGAUGGAUUAUGAACGAUACUUAUAGCUCCAGUGGAGAAUCCACGCUGAUUCAAGAAGGAACUGACAGUACCGCCGUGUCACCCUCCUAUGCUAAUUAUGCUACCAACUCGGAUGUCUGCCUCGUUUUCAUCAAUGCUCUGUCAGGUGAGGGUGCCGACCGCACUGAGCUGUAUAACGAGGAUCAAGACAUCAUGGUGAACACAGUUGCAGACAACUGUAAUAAUACGGUGGUUGUGGUCAACACCGUUGGGCCCCGACUGCUGGACCAGUGGAUUGAGCACGACAACGUGACGGCAGUUCUCUACGGAUCUAUUCUGGGCCAAGAGUCGGGCAACGCGAUUGUGGACCUUCUCUAUGGUGAUGUGAACCCUUCCGGCCGUCUUAUCCACACUAUCGCCAAGAACGAGAGUGAUUACAAUGUGGAGCUCUGCUACACUGCUCAAUGCAACUUUACUGAGGGAGUCUACAUUGACUACCGCUAUUUCAACGCCAAGAACGUCACUCCCAGAUACCCAUUCGGCCAUGGUCUUUCUUACACCACUUUCAAGUACUCGGAUCUCGCCAUCAAGACCCCUUCUGCCACGACCAAAGCUCCCCGAGGUAACCAUACCGUCGGUGGAAACAGUGAUCUAUGGGACGUUGUGGGAACCGUCUCUGCGCGCAUCACCAAUAAUGGCACGCUUGCAGGUGCGGAGGUUCCCCAGCUGUACCUUGGCUUCCCAGAUGCCGCAGAUCAACCUGUUCGUCAGCUCCGCGGAUUCGAGCGUGUUGAACUACGGGCAGGACAGGAGUCUCUUGUUACGUUCAACCUGCGCCGUCGCGACAUUUCAUACUGGGACGUGGCUGCUCAGCAAUGGCUUGUUGCUUCUGGGAAAUACCAGGUCUAUGUUGGAGCAAGCUCUCGCGACUUGAGAUUGACGGGAGCAUUUUCUUUGAGAGUGGAGGCUUAG